Messenger RNA from Cariama cristata (Red-legged seriema), 947 nucleotides. RefSeq names its product cyclin D1 (gene CCND1). The record is from RefSeq and is a predicted model, not a curated record. The coding region runs from base 4 to 465 and encodes 153 amino acids. The transcript is spliced from 3 exons. Lineage: Eukaryota; Metazoa; Chordata; Aves; Cariamiformes; Cariamidae.
CAAAUGGAGCUGCUUCUGGUGAAUAAGCUGAAAUGGAAUCUGGCUGCAAUGACCCCCCACGAUUUCAUUGAACAUUUCCUUACUAAAAUGCCUCUGGCAGAGGACACCAAGCAGAUCAUCCGUAAACAUGCUCAGACUUUUGUGGCUCUGUGCGCUACAGAUAUUAAAUUUAUUUCAAACCCACCUUCCAUGAUCGCAGCUGGCAGUGUGGUAGCAGCUGUGCAAGGCCUGCAUCUGGGGAACACUAACACUUUCCUCUCCUAUCAAUGCCUCACACAUUUCCUAUCACAAGUUAUCAAAUGUGAUCCGGAUUGUUUACGAGCCUGCCAAGAACAGAUUGAAUCCCUCCUUGAAUCCAGUCUACGUCAGGCACAGCAGCACAACGUAUCUUCAGAAACAAAGACUGUAGAGGAUGAAGCAGACCUCUCCUGCACACCUACUGAUGUGCGAGAUGUGAACAUUUAAGAGGACUUCUUCUAAUGGGUUUGCUUGGCAAGAAAAGCAGACAAAGAAAGGGCAUCUGAGAAGGAAUCGGCAUCAGGAUCUCCCCCCCAGAAACCCUUUUCUCCAGGACAUUUUUAUACCAGAAGGGAAAACCAGUCUUGUUAUAUUUUUUUCUUGCUCUGUCUCCCUUCCAUCUGUGACUUCAAACAAACAAAUAAACAAAAAAUACCCCAAAAACUGUCUUAAAAAAAGAAAAAAAUAGUAUUUGCAUUACCCCCAGGGGUUUGUGCUACAAAAAUAGAGGAUUUUAUACAAUAAUAAUCAACUAGUUUUUAUAUUAAAGUGUUCUUGUCUGUAUGUUGUAAAAAUAGGCAUUAACACACAAAAUGUCUCCAGGGGAGGUAUUAGAUUUGAUUUCUUACAUAUAAAACAAACCAACCAACCAUUUUUAAAGUAGAAGAGGGUUUUUUUUUUUAGAUAGUAAAUGAAAUACUCUUUUUUUU